Molecule: messenger RNA, 603 nt
Organism: Agrilus planipennis (emerald ash borer)
Lineage: Eukaryota; Metazoa; Arthropoda; Insecta; Coleoptera; Buprestidae
Product: elastin-like
Exons: 2
Coding region: 88-603 (171 amino acids)
Source: RefSeq, a predicted model, not a curated record
ACGAGUAUAAAAGCGAACACUGGGAUUCAAGAAGCACAUUCACUUCACUAAAUUUCACCAAGAGAAUUAGAAAAGUCACCUACAAAAAUGCAUUCCGCUGUUUUUGCUAUCUUCACAGCUCAAUUAAUUGCUCAGAGCUUUGCUACUGCACUUAUUGGAGGCCCAGCUGUUGGACUUCCACCAUGCCCUUCCGUAGUUGGUGCUGGACCUGGAGUGAUUUCCGCAGAAACCACCACCAUUAAUGGGCUCGGUGGCUUGGCAGGAUUUGGUCUUGGAGGUCUUGGUUUCGCCGGCCCAGGACUUGUAUCCACUGAAUUCACUUCUGCCUUUCCAGGCUUUGGCAAUUUGGGCCUUGCAGGUCUUGGUUUAGGUGCUGCCCCAGGAGUCGUAUCCACUGAAUUCACUUCUGCCUACCCAGGUUAUGCCGGAUUGGGUCUUGGGUCUGUAUGCCCAGGCAUUAAUGCCUACCCAUUCGGCUUAGGUGGAGCUGUGACCAGCAGCGAAGUCACCACAUCAAAUGUUUUCGGUGGAUUAACCAGCGUUGGAGUUACUGGCCCAGUAGCAGGUUCCCUUGGACUUGGCGGAGUUUACGGAUACUUGUAA